GGUGGCACUGACUGGCACUGACACGUGACACUGAAAGGCAGCUCAGAUGGCACUGAAAUGUGGCAUUGAUGUGCACUGGUAGGUACUGAUAUGAUGUGCACUGGUAGGCACUGAUGGGCACUGGCAGGAGGCAUUAAUGAGCACUGACAGCUGGCAUUGAUGGGCACUGACAGGUGGCACUGCUGGGGCUACACUGAUCAUCAGGGCACACUGAUCAUCAGUGCCCUGAUGAUCACUGUCAGCGUGACAGCUCGUGAAGAGAGA
Staurois parvus is the source of this 264-nucleotide messenger RNA. NCBI's taxonomy places the organism in Eukaryota, Metazoa, Chordata, Amphibia, Anura, Ranidae. The record is from the annotation of a GenBank genome assembly.